CUUUCAACUCAAUUCUCCACCUUCGGCCAUUCUCAGGGAAUGAAUGAAUGUAGCACUACUCGAGUGGCCACUGAUAAAUUUCCUGCCGGCGCGUUUUCAAGUGGCAGAUGGAACCCUCCUCUCAAUCUAUUUCAGAAAAUCCUCUUUUUUGACGGCCCCUCUUCCUCGACCACGUCAGAGUUCCUUCGUUGAUAAUGGCGCAGUAUGACAGGAAUGCCGCUGAACAUCGCUGCCGCAAAAUUGUCAGGGGUUACAAAAAAUGGUAUGACAGUUUGAAGGGAGAGAACUACUCCUCAGAUUCUGCGGGCUCCUCAGACUCUGCGGGCUCCUCGAAACCUACGCGCUCAUCUCGUACGAAGCUGGGAUCUACCCCCACAGAACAUGAUCGCGCAUCGUCUCUAGCUGCAAAGCCUGAGAGCAGACGCAAUCGGAGGGUUCGGUUUGAGCCCAUUGAAAGAAGCCAGUCGCCGGAACCGACUCAAUUCAGUCGGAAUGAUCAGACUCAGUCGGUCAGCAGUCAACCGAUCAGGCGGGAGCAGAAGGAAAGGAGCUGGCCGAGUAGACGAAACAGAUCGAUGUCGAGAAAGCGCAAGGAGCAUCGUCAGCAAACUGGUGAUAAACAGUUCCACCCUCGCCACACCAAAUAAGUUCUUGGUGAUGCCGAAAGUCCCAUGAAAGAGAAAAGGGGUGUUAGAAGGAACCGGUGUCAAUAGAUCACAUCUGAAAAAGGGGCAUACUGGGACACAAUAUGAAAAGGCUAGUUUUGAAAUUGCUCUCUAUGACGAUAUUUCAAUCGGCGCUC
Messenger RNA from Penicillium brasilianum, 802 nucleotides. NCBI's taxonomy places the organism in Eukaryota, Fungi, Ascomycota, Eurotiomycetes, Eurotiales, Aspergillaceae. The record is from the annotation of a GenBank genome assembly.